AUGAGUUUUAGAAGGAUUAACUCUAGAUACUUUGAAAAUAGAAAAGGAAGCAGUAUGGAAGAAAAAAAAGCAAAGGUUCCUCCAAACGUCAACCUUUCGUUAUGGAGAAAGAACACGGUAGAAAGCGAUGUCCAUCGAUUCAAUUCUCUUCCAUCAAAAAUUAGUGGGGCCCUAACUAGGGAACAAAUAUACUCCUAUCAAGUCAUGUUUAGGAUUCAAGAAAUUACCAUCAAACUGCGUACGAACGAUUUUGUGCCCCCCUCCAGGAAAAAUAGGUCACCUUCUCCGCCACCAGUUUAUGAUGCCCAAGGUAAAAGAACGAAUACCCGUGAGCAGAGGUAUAGAAAGAAACUAGAGGAUGAACGUAUUAAACUUGUUGAGAUAGCCCUAAAGACCAUCCCUUACUUCGUUCCUCCGGAUGAUUACAAGAGACCUACCAAAUUUCAGGACAAGUAUUAUAUCCCGGUGGAUCAGUAUCCUGAUGUCAAUUUUGUUGGUUUAUUAUUAGGUCCUCGUGGACGUACGUUAAGAAAGCUGCAAGAAGAUUCGAAUUGUAAGAUUGCAAUUAGAGGAAGAGGUUCAGUCAAAGAAGGUAAGAAUGCAAGUGACUUACCUCCAGGCGCCAUGAACUUUGAGGACCCCUUGCACUGUUUAAUUAUCGCAGACUCGGAAGACAAGAUCCAAAAAGGUAUAAAAGUUUGUCAAAACAUUGUUAUCAAAGCGGUGACAUCUCCGGAAGGCCAGAAUGACUUGAAACGAGGACAACUGAGAGAAUUGGCGGAACUUAAUGGUACUUUAAGAGAAGAUAACAGGCCCUGUCCAAUCUGUGGUUUAAAAGAUCAUAAAAGGUACGAUUGUCCAAACAGAAAAAUCCCAAAUAUACAGGGCAUUGUUUGCAAAAUAUGUGGACAAACUGGACAUUUCAGUAGAGACUGUAACUCAUCGUCUCAAAGAAUGAGCCGUUUUGACAGAAACGCCACGGUAAAUAAUUCUGCGCCAAUACAGAGCAAUGACGUACACUAUAAUAGCAAUACUCAUCCAAUUCAAGCACCAAAAAGAUCUCGUUAUGACAAUAACUCGACGGAACCUCCUUUAAAAUUUCCGGCUUCUUCACGUUAUGCACCAUCACCUUCACCUCCUGCGUCACAUAUUUCGAGGCAAGCUCAAAACGUGACGCCUACACCCCCUCCCGGCCUAACAUCAAGUAGCUUUAGUUCCGGAGUUCCAGGAAUCGCCCCUCCCCCAUUACAAAGCCCUCCAGAGUCGGAACAACCGAAAUUUUCGCUACCUCCACCUCCCGGUAUGACUACGGUACAAUCCUCAAUUGCACCUCCUCCUGGCCUAAGCGGUCCUCCAGGGUUUUCUAAUAACAUGGGCAAUGACAUUAACAAACCUACACCUCCGGGACUGCAAGGGCCUCCCGGAUUAUAA
Molecule: messenger RNA, 1431 nt
Organism: Saccharomyces cerevisiae S288C
Lineage: Eukaryota; Fungi; Ascomycota; Saccharomycetes; Saccharomycetales; Saccharomycetaceae
Gene: MSL5
Product: mRNA splicing protein MSL5
Exons: 1
Coding region: 1-1431 (476 amino acids)
Biological process (GO): mRNA splicing, via spliceosome
Cellular component (GO): commitment complex; cytosol; nucleus
Molecular function (GO): zinc ion binding; nucleic acid binding; RNA binding
Source: RefSeq, marked reviewed